AAAAACUGCAGUAAAGUGAGUGGGGUUGUACAUUGUGUGUAAAUGGAACCUUGGCUCCUAAAUUAUUUGAUGUGAAGGUAUUAAUGUGCAGAAGGACCCUGAGCCUCUGGUGUGUGCUCCUAAAUAGGGCACAGCUCAGAGCAUCUGAAGGUCUCUGACUUAUAGGUCAGAAUCUCCUAAUGAUCUUAGUUAUUUUUAUACAUGCCUGAUACCACAUGUUAUACUGCCCUAAUGCAGAGAAGCAACUCUACAAUCACCAAGUGAGCACACAAAACUGUGGUGGUGAAAACUGUAGGAGAGAAAGAGGAAGAAGAAAGUAAAACACAAAAAAAGAAGGUGAAAUAGCAAGACACAAUAUUAACAUCAAAUAAAAGCACAAGACAGAAGAAAAAGAACAACAAAAAAAAGCAAAUAAAGGUGAUAAAAGGACAAUACAAGGAAAGGACUUUGCCAGCAUUUUCCUUUUGUUCCUUCUUUGUUUAAUCUUGCUUUACGGAGCAAAAUGGGACAACAGUUCACCAAUGCCGAAGGGGAGCAAGCAGAGAUUGAUGUUGCAGAAUUGCAGGAAUGGUAUAAGAAAUUUGUGGUUGAAUGUCCCAGUGGAACCCUCUUCAUGCAUGAAUUCAAGCGGUUCUUCGGGGUCCAGGAUAACCGUGAAGCAGCAGAGUAUAUUGAAAACAUGUUCAGAGCCUUCGAUAAGAAUGGGGAUAAUACCAUUGAUUUUCUGGAAUAUGUAGCUGCCUUGAAUCUUGUUUUACGAGGAAAACUGGAACACAAGCUGAGGUGGACGUUCAAAGUAUAUGACAAGGAUGGGAAUGGCUGCAUAGACAAACCUGAGCUGCUGGAAAUUGUUGAGUCUAUCUACAAGCUGAAGAAAGUGUGUCGGUCAGAGGUGGAGGAGAGGACCCCAUUGCUCACACCAGAGGAGGUUGUGGACAGGAUAUUUCAGUUAGUAGAUGAGAAUGGGGAUGGGCAGCUGUCUCUUGAUGAGUUCAUUGAUGGGGCCAGGAAAGACAAGUGGGUGAUGAAGAUGUUGCAAAUGGAUGUAAACCCUGGGGGAUGGAUCACUGAGCAGAGGAGAAAGAGUGCUUUGUUUUGAGAAAAUUCAGUUUUGAUACAGCUGAAAAUGUGAUGCUGACUACAACUGUGGUUCUAUUACUCUAGGGUGGUAGUGGCUUUCCUUUUUAAUACAAUCUCAGCAUCCAGAUGAAAACUUCAGUGGUUUAAGCAGCCGUAUCUCAAUCUAAACCCCAUGUGCUGCAUACUGCUGGUACCCAGAGUCUAUAUUUGGCCCAUGAAUAAGUCUUUCUCUGGACACAAUAUGGUGUUUGCCAGCUCUGGUUUUUGGUUACAGCCCAAGGAACAAACUUUUUGUGGCUUCCUGCAGUGGAUCGUGGGCAGGGUUUUAGUGUGAUGACAAGAUCGGGAAGUGAGAAAUCCUGACACAGUGGUACUGUCUCCAGUGCAGACUAGUGUUUGCAUCAUUCAUGCCUGCAGAGAUACAAACACAUCAAACCAAAAGAGGUGCUCUGGCAGACUUUAUACAUUCAGGGGGUCAGUAUGCAUAUUUAGUAAACAGUACUAUUGCUAAUGUAAAAUUAUUGAACACCAACAUACCGCUAUCAAAAAUGAGAGUUGGAUUAUAAGCGGUAGCCGAGACAGUACACAGACUUGAGGAAAACAUAAUGUGUGGGCUGGAGACGUGGAGCAGGAACUCCUUGCAUCUCCCUCCUGUGGACCAGAGUCUGCUCCUUCUACCUGUUCAGAGACCUGGGCUUCUGUGGGGCUGGAAAAAGGCUGGUUCCAAACACUGAGCAGCAGUAGAAAUUGUACCUCUUCUUGGCAGCUGCAUAUAAAGGACAGUUUUUGCACAAGUGUGAUUCUGUUCCUUUUGAGCCUGUUUCUUACUGAAUCAUCACUCUAGAACAGCUUUUCCUGCCCCGUGAAGACUGAAUGAGCUCAGGGAGCACCAGGACUUUCACUGCACUGGGAGAAGUUUUGUGUGGAGAGGGAGAUAACGGAAGAGCAGAGUUUUGCUUUGCAGCAUCUCUGCAAUGAGAGGAUUAGCGCUGCUUUAUCGGCAGGACCACAGAAUGGAACAAGUGACAAAAUCAGAGUGAGUUACUGAAGUAGUACAGUGGUUUUACACUGGACUUAAUUUAGCCACAGACUAUAGAAAUAAAAUUUGCACAGGUUGUAGGCUGAGCUCUGCUAUUCUAACCCAUAUUCCUACAUAUACAUGUAUAUGGAAAGAGAAUUUGGGUUGAACCACUAUUUUGGUUCACCAUUAUUGGAUUUAUUGGUUUAUUUGCAAGAAAAUUUUCCCCAAGAAAAUAACACGUGUUUCUCUGUUUUAUUUUAAUUUUCCCAUGGGAUCAGAGGGCCAGGUCAUACCCAAUGAAAAGAUUUGUAAUCCCUUUUUUGUGGCCUUUUAAUUGUGACUGUAGUAUCUUUCAUUAGUUGAUUAGUUUGCUGGUUUGUGGUCUUGUCAAUUUAACCAAUGUUUAAAUUCAGGAACAUGAGGAAGUAUUCAGGAUAAGAUACAAUCAGUGCUAGACUUCAAAUGCAUAUACAUUUCCACUUCUAAAUAGCCUUUCUAAGAGUUCUCAGUAAAUGCACGCUAGCUUGUGGCAUGUUUACUUAUCAGAGCUGAUUAGACUUCUAGUUUAUGCUGCUGUAAGGCAGCUGUUUAAAGAUCAUUCAAGUCAAUAGUUUCAGCCAAAGAUCUGAAAGAAAAAAAAAAAAAAUCUUACUUCUGACUUGAAGGCCUGGAAGAAAAGAUUCACUUUACUGAUUUUCCAACUUGUGGACAAAUGUUUUGAUGGGAGGAUACAAAUCUCGAAUUCCUUAAAUUUCAGCAUCUCAACCAACAUAACAUACUCUGCUUCUUGCACAAUUUUUAAGUGGAUGUUUAGUUACUAUAGUUGUGUACUGCAGGUUUACUUAAAUGCUUUAAAUUCUCUUAUUCUGUUCACCUGGUCAGAUCAGGCAUGGAAGGAGCUGUUUGGUGUCCCCCCCCACCAGCAGUCCUCUGCUGGGGUGGUAGAGGGCAUCCUAACACUGAGCACUUGUACAGCUCUUGGUAGAAAUUUUGUAACAUGAAUUUAAUAAAGAAAGAUUUAUUAAAAUUCUA
Harpia harpyja (harpy eagle) is the source of this 3133-nucleotide messenger RNA. It is a transcript of the gene GUCA1B, whose product is annotated as guanylate cyclase activator 1B. Lineage: Eukaryota; Metazoa; Chordata; Aves; Accipitriformes; Accipitridae. Gene Ontology annotation, cellular component: cone photoreceptor outer segment; photoreceptor inner segment. The record is from RefSeq and is a predicted model, not a curated record. The coding region runs from base 503 to 1099 and encodes 198 amino acids. The transcript has 4 exons. Gene Ontology annotation, molecular function: calcium ion binding; calcium sensitive guanylate cyclase activator activity. Gene Ontology annotation, biological process: visual perception.